UAUGCAACCUUGAAAAAAAGUUGGCGUGUUGGUAUCAAUUGAUUGAUAGGUUAUGUGGCUAAAUUAAGACAGGAGGUUAGUUUAAGAUGGCGGCGAAUACAGGAACGGUGUUCUGAUGUCGAUGUGCGGGAAAUUAAUUAAUUUCCAGUAAUAUCGCAGGAGUAACAUGAAAUUUUAUAUAAAUUUAUUAAAUGGAAGAUAAAGAAUAAAAAGAUGAUAAAAUUAGAUGAGUAAACAUGAUAAAUAAUGUGAAAAUGAGCAAAUAUAUGGAAUCUUCGAGACGCUUUCUAUAGCUUGCAAAGUUUCCAGGAGGGGGCGUUGUAUAGCUGAAGGAUAAUAACGGCGUCAAGCUGAAGAGAACACAAUGGAAGACUGAUGGUUCUCGUCCACAAUUCAAAGCUCGCAGCUAUCAGUCACUAAUGUGUUUUUCCUCGACAAUUUUUCAUUAUUUAUCUAUUGAUUAUCAAGUUUUAUUGUUUAACAAAUUAAAUGAAAUUCAAGUGUCUGAAGAGAAGACAAUGGUUGAGGUUAUAAUGUCAAACAAAGUUGAUGAUGCUUUCAAUUAUUAAUUUAUUGAUUUAUCGGAAUAUUAUUAUUGUUUUUAAUUAUCCGUGGUGUUUCGUCAUUAACACAAUGAUGUAGAGUAGGUGAUUUAUUAUAUUUAUUAAUUGUCGGUGCAUUUAUUGUUGAAAUAACCUCAAUAAUUGGGACAACAAUACAAAGCAUAAAAGGACAAUUUUAGUUAUGUGUUGAAAAUUCUGUGUAUACAACGAGGCAACUGACAAUAACAUUUCUCAGACUGGCUAUCAGAAAAGUAAGCCAAAGCUUCAACCAUCCACGACAACGACAGCUAUCAACAAAUAUGCUUGCAAGACGCUUAGCUUGUUGAAGACCUAAGUAAACAGUCUGACUGUUACGUGCAUACGGAUGCGAAUGGUUUGCAGUCGAAGAUGUUGGAGAUUGUGUUGCAUCAAUACCAUUUAUCAAGAAAUAAGUCAUGCAUUUUGAUGAUAACAAGUGCAUCAAUUCAGAUGAAAAGAAAAAUGAGUAAUAUUUUGGAUAAUGGUUGAAAAUAAAAAGAUGGCGCAGUAAAGGAAAUCACUCCUCAAAGGAGUACACCAAGGCGUGAAUGAGAGGUGGAAAUGAACUACUCACAAGGGAAGGGACGGCUCCACCCGGCCUACAGCCUAAGCGGCAGCGAGGGCGAGGAUAAUUCAGUGGGUCCACGAGGUGGUCGCGUUGGUUAUUCCCAAAAUAAUCACCAAGCCGGCCAGUCACAACAUAAUCACUACAACACUACGACUAGUCAACAUAAACAACGUGGUGGCUUCCAACAACAGCAACAACAACAUCCACUCUAUCACGUUACCGGAAGUGCUGCUGGUCUUAGUGAUACUCCUACUUCUGGAAACGCUUCAGACGAAACUCUCACGGACUGUGAGCUCACACAUCUUGCUCGUGAGUGGAACGGUUGUUUAUUGGACAACUCGGCACCACGGGGACCACCCGAUGUGCCACCUCGCAAUCCUACAAUGAAUCGUUUAAACGGAAGACUGCCAGGAAGUCAUACGACAAGUGAGCACGAUCGUGAUCCAGAUUUAGAACCAUCUUGCCUUGUACGAACACCAUCUGGAAAUUUUUACAAUAUACCAAAGAUUCCGAAGAAUGAAUAUAAUAACAAAAAUCAAUCUACAGGAAAUAGUCCAAUAAAAGUCGAACUACAGAACAAUAUGGACAGGGUACCACUACCGUACGGUCAUGCACCAUCAAUGAUUCCAAUGAGGAGGCAAAGUAUUCGAUGUCAUUUCCGUAAAGGAAUUGACUGGUGCAGUUGGAAAUUAAUUGCAAUUGUUGUUAUUAUGGUAUCUCUUUGUCUAACUGCUGUUCUUACUUAUGUAGCUGCUUCCAAUACAGUUAACUGGUCAUACCAAGGCACAAAAGCCUGUACAGUUUUGGUGGGUGAUUCAGACACAAAGCAAUCAGCAGAUGCCAAAAAUUCAUCAUCAACAUCAUCAACUGGCAGUAGAUCACGUCAACCUUCAUCAGGAGGUAGGGAUCAUGAUCUUCCAGAUCAACUUCAAAAUAUUUUUUUCAGUCGUAAACGUAGAGACACAGUUAAUCAGCAUGAUGAGCACCAAACCCGUAGUACUGAAAUAGAAUUGGUAACUUUGCAUGAUAAGGUUUUGGUGCAUGAUCUACAGCAUGAUGGUGGUAAUUUUGUUUACUCAACAACUAAUUUGGAUCUUGAGGAAACCUCCUCAGAUAAUUAUAAAUUUGGUGAUAACACACAAUCAACUUUUUUUACAACUUCUUCACCCUCAAGCGAAUCAUCGCAAUCUACAUCUUCAAGUAUAUCAAGUAGAUCUAGUAGUAUUGCACAUGAUUAUCAAACUACUCUGUCUUCUACUCUCACUUAUUCAUCUUCUCUUUCGUCAUUGGAUGAAUUGUCAACUGAAACGACUUCAACCCCAUCUACAUCAACACCUUCAUCAACUGAUCAGGUAAUUUACCAGAAGCAAGAUAGUAUUAUUGACGAAACAAUACCAAUUGAGACUGUAGAUGAAGAAAUUAUACUCAAUGAUGCUGAAAUACAACAACCAAAAAUAUUGGAGACAACUUACUUCCCAGAAGAUGAAGAUCAGACUUCAAGUAUUAUUGCUGAUGAUCUUCAGGCUCUGAAUAAAGAUACAGAAAUUAGGGGUUCAACUUCAAAUGUUUCUUAUGAUGAUGUUCAAAUCCUAGAUGAGAUUCCAGCUGUUUUAGAUGAUCAAACCAAGUUCCAGGGUGGUGAGAAUACUUUAGAUGUUUCUUCAAGUGCAACUUCAAGUUCUACAAUUGUUGAAAAGGUUGUUGAAGAAUCUACAAAGAGCCAAUCAAUCCUUAAAAUUACUUCACUACCUUUUGAAGACGAGGAUUCAGUUAUUACAUCAUUACAACCUCAAGAUAACCGAGAUUUAAAUCUAGAAGAUCAUGUAGAACAGCCACAACAUGAUUUUCCAGGUUCAAUAGUGAUGAAUUAUGAUCAAGAACUACUAGAGAUUGUGAAGUUAAAUCAAAAGAAGCCAGCAACUUUAUCUGAAUCAAGAUCUAAAUACAAUCCAAUUCAUAGUGAAGAAGAAUUCAAAGAAGAUGAGAAGAAAAAAUUAGAAGAAUCAAUAAAUAAGUUGGAUGAUAUUAAAGAAAUGAAAUUUUCAUCAACAUUUCCUACUUCUUCAUCAUCGGAUCUUGGUUUAUCGCAUGCCAUGCAUGGUUCAGGUUCUAAUUCAAUAACUCGCCCUAAUUCUCCUUCAGAGCCUGUCCAAAUUAACGAAAUUAACAUUGGGAAUUCACGAAGAAUUCUUGUCAACGUAACAAUAGCAAGCUCAGACCCUUCAUCAAGGUCUCGGCCAAUUUAUGUGCUAUCAGUAUCAGUACCUAGUGAUCCUGAUACUAACAAUAUUCCUUGGGUUAAUAUGAGUCCUGUAGAUGAAGAAUAUCCUGCUAAUAAUUUAAAACAAGCUGAUUCCCAAACUUUGGAAUCACGAGAGGAUCCUUUACCCCCACCACCAAGACCACCAGCAUCACCACCACCUAUUUGGGCUGGUGGUGAAUGUGAGUGCUCUUGUCCAUGUAUGGAAUCAUCAUCUGAUGAAUGGGACACUUUUUCUGAUGAUGAUAAUCCGUCUUUCAUUGCUGAAGAUGUCAAUUCAAAUGGAAUAAAUAUGGAGAUUGAUCAAAUUCAUGAUCUAGGUAUUAAUAAAGCAUCGAGUCCAGAGUCAUCAACAUUGAGUACACCAAGUGACGGUGAUGUUGUCACAGGAUUGACGAUGACUACUGAUGCUGCUGAAUCAAAUACAAGUUCACGAUGUGGGACAACCCCACUUCCACCUGAGCCCACUAUCCUAAUUCUUGAAGGUGCAAGGACAUUCCCAGCAAGAUCUUUUCCACCUGAUGGAACAACAUUCGCUCAAGUUGCUUUAGGUCAACAUUUAAGCAAAGAAAUACCAGCUUACAGUUAUUGGAAUAUGCAAUUCUAUCAAUCGGAAGCUGCUUAUGUUCGGUUCGAUUAUAAUAUUCCCAGAGGAGCGUCUAUAGGAGUUUAUGCGAGGAGAAAUGCAUUACCUACACAUACCCAAUAUGAUCUACUUGAAGUUCUGAGUGGAUUUAAAGCUAGAAAUACCCGAGCUUCUCAUCCUUCAAUUAAAAAAGAAGUAACACACUAUAUGGAACCUGGUCAUUGGUUUUUAUCAUUAUACAAUGAUGACAGUGAUCCCCAAGAACUUUCAUUCAUCGCAGUAAUAGCAGAAGACAUGACUCAUAACUGUCCCAAUGGAUGCAGCGGCAAAGGAGAAUGUUUAUUAGGCCAUUGUAAAUGCAAUCCUGGAUUUGGUGGUGAAGAUUGUAGUGAUAGUGUUUGCCCGGUAUUAUGUAGUUCACGUGGAGAAUAUAUCAAUGGCGAGUGUCAGUGUAAUCCUGGAUGGAAAGGAAAAGAAUGCUCACUACGCCAUGAUGAAUGUGAAGUUCCGGACUGCAAUGGUCACGGGCAUUGCACCAACGGAAAAUGCAACUGCGUUCGAGGAUAUAAAGGAAAGUUUUGUGAAGAACAGGACUGCCCACAUCCUACAUGUUCAGGUCAUGGAUUUUGCGCAGAAGGUACUUGUAUUUGUAAAAAAGGUUGGAAGGGUCCUGAUUGUAGUCAAAUGGACAAAGAAGCUCUUCAAUGUCUUCCUGACUGCAGUGGACAUGGUAAUUUUGAUUUGGAAUCACAGACUUGUCAUUGUGAACCUAUGUGGUCUGGUGAUGAUUGUUCCAAAGAAUUAUGUGAUCUAGACUGUGGUCCACAUGGCCACUGUGUUGACAAUGCCUGUGAUUGUCUUCCUGGUUGGUCUGGAGAACUUUGCAAUCUCAAACAAUGUGAUCCACGUUGUAAUGAACAUGGUCAAUGUAAAAAUGGUACAUGUUUGUGUGUCACUGGAUGGAAUGGACGUCAUUGUACGAUGGAAGGUUGUCCCAAUUCAUGUUCAGGACAUGGUCAAUGUCGUGUUAAUAAUGAUGCUCAAUGGGAAUGUAAGUGCUAUGAUGGAUGGGAUGGAAAAGACUGCAGUGUUCUUCUUGAACAAAAUUGUAAUGAUGGUCGUGAUAAUGAUAAAGAUGGCCUAAUUGACUGUGCGGAUCCUGAAUGUUGUUUAACUUACGCUUGUAGAGGAAGUCAAUUAUGUGUUUCCGCACCAAAGCCUAUUGACGUUUUACUUCGCAAGCAGCCACCCGCAAUUACGGCCUCUUUCUUUGAGAGAAUGAAAUUCUUAAUUGACGAAGGUAGUCUUCAGAAUUACGCACGACAGGAGAGCUUUAAUGAAAGUGUAUUCUGGAAUCACUUCAAUACGAGCCGAUCUGCUGUUGUAAGAGGUCGUGUCGUAACUUCUAUGGGUACAGGAUUAAUGGGUGUACGUGUCAGCACCAGUACACCAUUGGAAGGUUUCACUUUAACAAGAGACGAUGGUUGGUUUGAUCUACUUGUCAAUGGUGGUGGUGCUGUGACACUUCAAUUUGGUCGAUCGCCAUUUAAACCACAAACUCACAUCGUUUUUGUGCCUUGGAAUGAGGUGGUAAUUAUUGAUCGAAUUGUGAUGAGUACUGUUGAUGAAAAGCCACCAAUACAUGUAGCACAUGCUUGUGGAGCUCAUGAUUAUGAUCUGAUGAAACCUGUGGUAUUGGCAACUUGGAAGCAUGGUUUCCAAGGAGCAUGUCCUGAUAAAAGUGCCAUUUUAACGGAAUCUCAAGUAGUCCAAGAAAGUCUACAAAUUCCUGGAACUGGUUUGAAUCUAGUCUACCACAGUUCACGUGCUGCUGGAUAUUUAUCGACCAUUCAACUUCAAUUAACGCCUGAAGUGAUUCCUCCUACUCUGAAUCUCAUCCACUUGCGUAUAACUAUUGAAGGAAUACUUUUUGAGAAAACCUUUGAAGCUGAUCCAGUGAUCAAAUUCACUUAUGCUUGGAAUAGGCUUAAUGUUUAUCGUCAAAGAGUUUACGGAGUAACGACAGCUAUGGUUAAAGUUGGCUACGAGUAUAGUGAUUGCAAAGACAUCAUCUGGGAUGUUCAGACAACCAAAUUAAGUGGCCAUGACAUGUCAAUAUCGGAAGUUGGUGGUUGGAACUUGGAUAUUCAUCACCGUUACAAUUUCCAUGAAGGUAUCUUACAGAAAGGUGAUGGAUCUAAUAUCUAUUUGAAGCAAAAACCUCGAGUGAUCCUUACUACAAUGGGAGAUGGUCAUCAACGUCCAUUGGACUGUUAUGAAUGUGAUGGUCAAGCAUCAAAACAAAGACUACUUGCUCCAGUUGCUUUAGCAGCUUCUCCAGAUGGAUCAAUCUUUGUUGGAGACUUCAACUUAAUUCGAAAGAUUCUUGUUGAUGGAACAGUACGAACUGUAGUCCGACUAAAUGCCACAAGAGUUUCUUACCGUUACCAUAUCGCCUUAAGUCCUUUGGAUGGAGUUCUCUACAUCUCAGACCCUGAAUCUCAUCAGAUUAUUCGAGUACGUGAUACGAAUGAUUACUCAGACCCCGAUCAUAACUGGGAGACGGUUGUAGGCAGUGGAGAAAGAUGUUUACCAGGUGAUGAAGCUCACUGUGGUGAUGGAGCUCUUGCUAGAGAUGCUAAAUUGGCUUAUCCAAAAGGUGUAGCUGUUUCGACUGACAAUGUUCUCUACUUCGCUGAUGGAACCAACAUUAGAAUGGUUGACCGUGAUGGAAUAAUCACGACUGUCAUUGGCAACCACAUGCACAAGUCUCACUGGAAACCCAUUCCGUGUGAAGGAACUUUAAAUGUUGAAGAGGUACACUUACGUUGGCCUACAGAACUGGCCAUUAAUCCACUUGACAAUUCUCUUCACAUCAUUGAUGAUCACAUGGUUCUUCAAUUAGCUCCAGAUGGACGUGUUAAAGUUGUUGCUGGACGUCCUCUACACUGUGCCAGUCCAUCCACUAACUUUGACACAGAACUUGCCACUCAUGCCACCUUAGUCAUGCCUCAGAGUAUUGCAUUUGGACCAUCUGGCAACUUAUUCAUCGCUGAAAGUGACUCUCAACGAAUCAACAGAGUGAGAGUGAUUGGAACUGACGGCAAAAUUUCUCCAUUUGCUGGCGCUGAGUCGAAAUGUAACUGUCUAGAACGUGGAUGUGAUUGCUUUGAAGCCGAUCAUUAUCUAGCAUCAACAUCAAAAUUCAAUACCAUAUCAGCCGUGACUGUUUCUCCAGAUGGUGUUGUUCAUAUCGGUGAUCAAGCGAAUUAUCGCAUUCGAUCUGUCAUGGCGUCAAUUCCUGAUGCUAGCGGAGCUAGAGAAUAUGAAAUCUAUUCACCAGAUACUCAAGAAAUUUACAUCUUUAAUCGAUUUGGUCAGCAUAUCACAACAAAGAAUAUUCUAACUGGUGAAACUUUCUACGUUUUUACUUACAAUGUUAACACAAGUAAUGGCAAACUUAGUACUGUCACUGAUGCAAGUGGAAACAAGGUCUUUUUGUUACGUGAUUACAGCAGCCAAGUGAAUUCUAUUGAAAACACAAAAGGCCAGAAAUGUAGACUCCGAAUGUCACGGUUGAAAAUGUUACAUGAAUUAAGCACACCUGAUAAUUACAACGUUACCUUUGACUAUCAUGGCGUCACUGGAUUACUGAAAACGAAAUUAGACAGCACUGGUAGGAGUUACGUUUAUAACUAUGAUGAAUUUGGAAGAUUGACUAGUGCGGUAACACCAACUGGUAAGGUCAUUGAUCUCACGUUUGAUUUGAGUGUCAAAGGUGCUACGGUAAAAGUUGGCCAGAAUAACCGAAAGCCAAUUUCAAUGUUGAUCAAAGGAAGUAGCGUAAUAACGAAAAUUGGUGAAGCUGAGCAACGUACAACAGUUUCUGGUGAUGGAUCAGUUGGAUUCGUUACUUCAUGGGCUCAUACAAUUAGCACUGAUACUCUUCCCUAUGCUGUUCUUGGAGAAAUUGAACCACUUUUAGGUGAAAGUUAUCCAGUACCAUCCAAACAAAGAACUGAAGUUGCUGGAGAUUUAGCAAAUCGCUUUGAAUGGCGUUACUUUUUGCGCAAAGUUGCUGGAAAGAAUCGUGGUAAUGCUAAAAUGAUUGCUCAAGUUGGUAAGAAGCUUAGAGUUAAUGGAGAUGUGCUGUUGUCUCUUGAAUAUGACAGAGAAACAAAUACCGUAGCAGUAUUUAUUGAUGAUCGAGUAGAACUUCUGAAUGUCACUUAUGAUAGAAAUGCUAGACCACUCAAGUGGACACCAAGAAAUGGAAUCUUUGCAGGAGUUGACUUGGAAUACGAUCGAUUUAGUAGACUGACAAGAUGGACUUGGGGUGAUAUUGGUGAAACUUAUGGAUUCGAUAGAGCUGGAAGACUAUUUGAGAUUAAAUACUCAGACGGUACUGCAAUGGUUUAUGCUUUCAAAGACAUGUUUAGUAGUCUUCCGCUUAAAGUAACUACUCCAAGGGGCAGUGAUUAUCUUCUGCAAUAUGAUGAGGCUGGAGCGCUGCAGUCGCUCACCACGCCUAGAGGACACAUUCAUGCGUUCUCUUUGCAGACUUCUCUUGGAUUCUACAAAUAUCAAUACUAUUCUCCCAUGAAUCGACAUCCUUACGAAAUUCUUUACAACGAUGACGGACAGAUUUUGGCCAAAGUUUAUCCACACCAAAGUGGCAAAGUGUCUUAUGUUUAUGAUCACACAGGAAAAUUGGAAACUACUUUUGCUGGUCUUUCAUCAAUUCACUACACUUACCAAGAGGCUACGAGCCUAGUGCACAGCAUUGACAUCAACGAGCCCAACUUUGAGAUGAGAAUUGAGUACAGAUACCAUGCAGGUAUCGUUAAAGAAGAGAAGAUUAAAUUUGGAAGCAAAAGCGGCAUGGAUAAUGCUCAUUAUCGAAUUCAAUAUGAUGGUAAUGCUAGAGUAUCAACCAUUGAUGUUGAAAUCAACGACAAACAGUUGCCGAAACUUAUUCUUAAAUACAACCAAAACCUUGGCGUGCUAGAGAGUGUUGCUGAUCUUCGAAUCUAUCGUAAUACCUUCAACAGAUCAGUGAUGCAAGAUACUACCAAACAAUUCUUCACCGUUACUGAUUAUGAUGAACAUGGAAGGAUAAAGAGUGUUCUGAUGAAUAUUCGGUCAUUGACUGUCUACCGGAUGGAGUUGGAGUACGAUAACAGAAAUAGAAUCAAGAUGAGGAAAUUGACGAUUGGUAAAGAAUCAAUGGACAAAGAAGAGUGGUCAAGAAUGGAUAAAAUUACUUACAAUGCUGAUGGUCAUGUACUAGAGGUUGCUGAUACUGAAAAUAAUUGGCAGUAUGCUUAUGAUGAGAAUGGUAAUGUCAUUGGUAUCACUGAACACAAUGAGAAGAUUUCACUUGGCUAUGAUUCUGGUGAUCGAGUUGUCCAAUUCGGUGACGUUGAGUUCAAUUCUUAUGAUAGUCGAGGCUUUGUGGUAAUCAGAGGAGAGCACAAAUAUCGCUACAAUUCACGAGGACAAUUGAUUCAUGCAUCAGAGCACAAGAAGUUCCAGGUCUGGUACUUCUAUGAUGAUCGUGGUAGAUUAGUGUCUUGGAAUGACGACCGAGAAAAUAUUACACAAUUCUUUUAUGCUAAUCCAAGAACGCCAUAUUUAAUUACUCAUGUCCAUUUCCCGAAAGCUGGAAAGACUUUCCGGUUUCUCUAUGAUUCCAGAGAUUACUUGAUAGCUGUAGAGACAUCAGAGCAACGCUUUUAUGUGGCAACUGAUCAAAAUGGUUCACCACUGGCUCUCUUUGAUACCAAUGGAAAUCUUGUGAAGGAAAUGCGUCGAACACCUUUUGGAAAAAUUAUCAAAGACACUAAUCCUGACUUCUAUCUACCAAUUGACUUCCAUGGAGGCUUAUUAGACCCUACAACUAAGUUGGUCUACUUAAACAACAGAUUGUAUGAUCCAACAGUCGGCCAGUGGAUGACUCCUGCUUGGGAACAAAUGGUGAAUCAAUUAACAACACCAACUGAUGUUUUUAUUUAUCGAUUCCAUAACAAUGAUCCAGUGAAUCCCAAGCAAAAUGUUGAAUACAUGACUGACAUGAGCUCUUGGUUGAAACUCUUUGGCUUUGAUAUUCCUCUCAUGCUUGGUUCUAAGUAUAUUAAAUCAAUGGCCUACCAACCUAGUGCUAUCAUUACAUCACCUCAACUAACUCCAGACUUUGGUGUUAUGUCUGGACUUCAGUGUAUUGUCAACCGAGUUCACGAGAAGUUCUCAGACCUAGACUUUGUGCCUAAACCUUUACUCAAACUUGAACCGAAAACCAGAAACUUACUUCCAAGAGUUGCUCAUCGACGUGCAGUUUUCGGUGAAGGUAUUCUAGUAUCACGAGUUGGUGGUCGUGCAUUAGUUAGUGUUGUUGAUGGUGUUAAUAAUGUCGUCCAAGAUGUAGUGACUUCUGUGUUCAAUAAUUCCUAUUUCCUUCCACUACACUUCAGUGUCCAUGACCAAGAUGUCUUUUACUUUGUCAAAGAUAAUGCACUGAAGAUGAGAGAUGAUAUGGAAGAGCUAAAACGACUAGGAGGAAUGUUUAAUGUAUCAACACACGAAACAACAGAGCAUGGAUCUGGAACAUGGAAAGAAUUACGACUUCAUAAUCCUGAUGCCGCCGUUGUUAUCAAAUACGGUGCAGACCCUGAACAAGAACGACAUCGAAUUUUAAAGCAUGCACACAAACGAGCUGUUGAAAGAGCUUGGGAGAUUGAAAAGCAAUUGGUAAUGUCUGGGUUCCAGGGUCGUGGUGACUGGUCAAAGGAAGAGAAAGAUCAGCUACUAAGUAGAGGAACUGUUGAUGGAUAUGAAGGUGUUGAUAUUCAUAGUGUUCAUCGAUAUCCUCAACUUGCUGAUGAUCCUGGUAAUGUUGCUUUCACUCGAGAUACCAAAAGAAAAAGAAGGAAGAGUGGUAAUAGAAGGAAUCGUGGACACAGGCACAACUCGUGAUUGAAUUCAGCCAAAUAAUGAACUGAGCUUUUUCGAUAAUUUCGACGAGUUUUAUGGUGCCAUAGGCUUUGAUCGUGAUUCUAGUGAUUAUAAGAAAUCUAUUUAAAAGUGAUUGUGAAAAAGGAAAGUGUCAAAAUUUUAACUAGUCUUUAAAAUUCAAUGAACUCUUAAUAGCGCCAUUUAUAAAAUUUUUCAGGACAAUCAGUUAUAAACUAUGCCUGAAAAUGGAAUUAAAAUUAAAUAAAGAAAUGGACGUGUAUUUUUGUGUGUUGAUGUGCGGUAAUACGAUAACUAAACUCAAAAUGUAGUGAAAGAAAAUGUUGAUGAAAAACAAAUAUGGUAAAAUAAAGAAAUUAUUUUGAGAUAAAUAAAACGCACGCAACAGGGUCUAGUGGACAUGGAUAACAUAAUAAUUCGUCAAGUCCAAGACGUAAUCGUCCAAAACCAAUUAAAUUAAAUUGAAUGAAUGGAAGCUAUUUUUUAAAAAAGAUGAUAAUGAAUUAAUGAAGGGAUACAGAUUAGAAUUGAUGAUGGAAUGAAAAAAAAUAAUUUGUAAAUAUUUAAAAAUAAGUUAAUUAAAAAUAGUAUAUGUAGAUAGUGAUAUUUAGGUAAUUGAUAUUAAUAAUUAUGAAUAAAAAUAAAUAAAUAAAAUGCUUUUUUAUAUGUAAAACAUAUGUUUAAAUAAUAAACAAGUUAAUUAACUGAACAAAAAAAAAAAAUAAACAUAUAGGCAAAUGCAAGACAAAAUAAAAUUUGUCAUAGAUUGAAUGUAAAUAAUCGCUAUAGAUAUAUGCAAUUUUUAGUCCAGUGAAAUUAGAGUUGGAAUAUCGGAAAAUCAGUAAAUAUGGCUGAAAAUUGGAGGGAUUUUUCUUAAAGUCACUGAAAAUAAUUCUGAUAAAUAAAAAAGGGUUGAAAUAAUCCUUUGAAAGUUGGUUUUUCAAAUUAUCUCCAGAAAUAUGCGAGAUAUGGAAAAAUUUUUUAAACAAAAAUUGUAAAUUUUUUAAUUCUAUAAAAAAUUGCAUACCACUUUCUUACCCCUAUCUCUAAUAGUUUGGAGAGAAAUCAUCCCCGAAAGUAAAAAAAGAUAGGGGUGAAAAGGUGAUGUGCACAUUUUAUACCAUUUUUGUAUAAAAAAUUAUUCCUUAUUCCGCAUAUUUCUAGAAAUAAUUUAAAAACACACUUUUUAGGGGUUGUUUUUACCCUUUUCCAAGAUUGGAGCACAUUUUUUCUCCACCGAUUUCCCUAUCUAAACUCUAAUUUCACUGGACUAGUUUUUUUGUGUCGCGUGUUAAAAAAAAAAUUAUUAAUGAAUUAAUUAAUAAUUAUAUUACAACCUGAAUAUCUUUAAAUAAUUGUACAUUUAUUAUGAAUUCUUGUUAAUAUGUUUAAUUGAUGUCACCAAGAAAAUUGGUGUUAUUUACAGUGAUUGUUAUAUUCCAUAUUUUUUUUAUGGAUUUUAAUCUUUCUUUUUUUAUUUAUUUUAUACUAUUAAUUGUAGAGCAGUUAAAAUACUGGAAGACAAAAAAAAAGAAUAUGAGCAUUUAUUAAUUAACAAUACAUAAUCAUACACUCCAACAAUAUGUCAUAGUUUACUUAAUUAUUAUAUUAUUGCUGUACAUAUCGAUGAAUCUAAUAACUGCCAAUUGUAAACUGAUAAUUAGAAACAA
Chelonus insularis is the source of this 12634-nucleotide messenger RNA. RefSeq names its product teneurin transmembrane protein Ten-m (gene Ten-m). NCBI's taxonomy places the organism in Eukaryota, Metazoa, Arthropoda, Insecta, Hymenoptera, Braconidae. The coding region runs from base 1143 to 10967 and encodes 3274 amino acids. The transcript has 15 exons. Gene Ontology annotation, biological process: motor neuron axon guidance. The record is from RefSeq and is a predicted model, not a curated record.